UCAAUAAGGCUUCGGUUCAUGAGCGGCCCUGCAUACAGAUGAUCGACAGUGUGGAGCAGCCACGAAUAGCCACAGUGGCGGUGCAGACAAGACGACACCACAUGCAGACCCCCGUCCCAGACCAGUGGCAAAUGCUAGACUUCGCAAGUAACAAUCAAGGCCUUCCUGGUCAUGCCUUGAUCCAAGGCCGCAUGUACGCAAGUAUUGCCGCUGUUGACCACUGGCAUUACCCGUUUGUCAGAGUGGAAAAGCCGAAGAGCAAUGAGCGUCUGUAGCAUUCGGCGGGUCUAUGCUUCUGUCUGCAUUUUCCCAUGCUUUGUGUUGCGCUCCGUCAUUACCCUUAAGAUGCGAUAUCGAUUGCAAAUGCAGUCCAGAAUCGAAUUUGUGGGUAGGACGGUCCAGGUGUAGUCUGUCGUGGUUAGCGUACAAGUGAAGCCGGG
This is a messenger RNA of Baudoinia panamericana UAMH 10762, 440 nucleotides long. RefSeq lists its product as uncharacterized. The transcript has a single exon. The record is from RefSeq and is a predicted model, not a curated record. Lineage: Eukaryota; Fungi; Ascomycota; Dothideomycetes; Mycosphaerellales; Teratosphaeriaceae. The coding region runs from base 102 to 275 and encodes 57 amino acids.